This is a messenger RNA of Echinops telfairi (small Madagascar hedgehog), 2462 nucleotides long. It is a transcript of the gene TMEM240, whose product is annotated as transmembrane protein 240. Bases 1217 to 1696 code for a protein of 159 amino acids. Lineage: Eukaryota; Metazoa; Chordata; Mammalia; Afrosoricida; Tenrecidae. The record is from RefSeq and is a predicted model, not a curated record. The transcript has 2 exons.
GACACUAGAUUGCUGGCUGCCAGCCCCUGCCACGGACUCGAUGCUGAAGAGCUAACAGGACCCACCCCCUGUGCAGUGUCAGUAGUUGCCCACCAGUUACUAAGCACUGGCGACCUGCUGACCAAUUAGUGGUCAGGUGAGCAUGGCUGCCGGAGCCACACUGACAGCCCGUAUCAGUUCCCCCAUCAGGCUAGCGGGCCAGGCCCUUGUUCAGGGGCAGUCGUGGCUGAUGCCUACCUGCCUGGCCCCCACCCUCCCAGGUGUGCUCGGCUGUUGGCUUCCCAGGCCCCUGGCAAGAAUAGCAGGCCAGGGGUCAGUGGGCUCAUUUUCGUCUUGGGACUCUGUACCCCUGAGCAUCUGGGCCCAAAGCUGCCCCAUGACUGCUGGACUUGACUUGGGGUUUGGAGACCCCUUGCUUUCCCAGGGAGGGCGUUCCUACAUGGCCCCCAAAGAUGCUGCAAACAGGCCCCAGGGUGAGGAAGGCCUUAGACAGAGGCAUCUUGGGCUCACUGGAGGGAGUGAAGCUUGGCGGGGGAAGGCCAGCCCCACAGGAGGGUCUUGCUUGAGGCCAGCGUGGAACAGCCAUUAAUUAAGGGAAGAUUCUAGAGAAGCAGGCUUGGGAGGGAGGAACUAUUUUUAGGAAUGAGUUGGAGUUGUCUGUGAGCCCCCACAUGGAGUCGGCCGUGGAGCUCAGGCAGAGGCGGAUGUGGGGGUGGGGGCCUGGGUGGAUGGGGUGCUGUGUGGAUGGGUAAGGGACAGAGUGAGGCGAGAAGACUGCCCAGGUGGGAAGAGGCCAGAGGAGAGGGCAGGUGGCCAGGUCAACAGUGCAGGGAAUGCGAACACCUCGGGUGCCAGGCGCAUGGGUGCAUGGGUCAUGCCCAGGCCAGCCCCCACAUGUGGGCUGGAGGUGGAGGGUCCAGAGGGCUUCCUGGAGGAGAUGGCAUCUAGCCAGGACUGAACAGGAGCGGCCCAGCGUGGGGCACUCGGAGCCUGUGGGGAGCUAGGGUUAGGAAGGCAGCCAUUGGAGUUGUCCAGGUCAGCAGAUGGUCAAGGCCGAGCCUGCCUUCAGGAGGCAAAGCAGCAAAGAAAGGGACGAGCCAGGUCGCCCCGGUCAGCAGGGGGACCAGGGCCCACAGCUGAGCGGCCAAGCUGGGGCCUACCCUCUCAGGUAGCAUCUGCCUGCCCCCAGGCCGUUGCCCACCAACUAAACUUGGGCAUGGUGGGGCCCCGGGACACAGCGCCAAGCAGGCCAAGGCGGAGGGUUCCCACCCACAGCGGACAUGGCCUCUCGGGAGCUGGCGGGGGCGGGAGAGGUGCCAGCCCACCUGCCGCCCCCAGGCACCACGUGCACUACGUGAUCCCGUACGAUGGGGACCAGUCGGUGGUGGACGCCACGGAGAACUACUUUGUGACGGACAAUGUGACCAAGCAGGAGAUCGACCUCAUGCUGGGGCUGCUGCUCGGCUUUUGCAUCAGCUGGUUCCUCGUGUGGGUGGACGGUGUUUUGCACUGCGCCGUGCGUGCCUGGAGGGCCGGCCGGCGCUAUGAUGGCUCGUGGACCUGGCUGCCCAAGUUUUGCAGCCUGCGGGAGCUGGGCCGGCGGCCACACAGGCCCUUUGAAGAGGCUACAGGGAACAUGGUGCACGUGAAGCAGAAACUGUAUCACAACGGCCACCCCAGCCCACGGCACCUCUGAGCCACCCGCAGGACUUGCCGCUGGCCACUGUACAGAUGUAACAGGGACCUUUGCGGCGCCGUGGCCCUGCAGGACUGGACAGUGGCCGGAGGCCACGGUGGCGUCAGGCAGCUGAGCCUGGGGGCUGGGCGUCUCCAGCAGCAGGUGCUGAGCCCUUUCUUUUUAUAAAGGGGGUGUAGGGUGAGAGCCAGUGGGGAAGGGCGCUGGGUUGGGAGGCAGAGUCCCAGCAUCCCAGCAGGGUGGAUGCCAGAGCAGACCAGGGCACUGGGAGGUCAUGCAGCUCUGCCCCAAAGGUGCUGGGGGUUGGGGGGCGGGUCCUGAGUGGGAGGGUAGGGUGAACCUGGCUGGUCAUCUGGGCUAAUGGUCAGAGCCACCUGCCUGGGAUCUUAUUUGCACCUGGUCUGGGAUUAUGUGUCAUAUAAAACCAGCCGGUGUUUCCUGUGCAUCGUGUCAGUCUGUCCAGCUUGGGUCUGUUGUCUGUCUGCAAGCUCAGGGCCAGGAUGCAGAGACGAGCCCCUCAAGGGAGGGUCUGGCAGGCUGGCACCUGCACCGUCUGCACACGGGAGCAUGUGCAUGGGGCGUGUGUGUGUCCCCAAGCAAGGGAGUUGGGGGCCCUUGGGGUGGGCCACUUCCAGCCCAGCAGCAAUAAGGCCUGAGCCCACCUAUUGCACGAGCAGCCCUCCUACCCAGGGCCCAUGGGGGGGAGGGGGCGCCUCACUGUGAUGUCUACUCUGGCCAAGGUCAGUAAAGUAUCCAGAAAGCUCCA